Molecule: messenger RNA, 909 nt
Organism: Daphnia pulicaria
Lineage: Eukaryota; Metazoa; Arthropoda; Branchiopoda; Diplostraca; Daphniidae
Product: replication protein A 70 kDa DNA-binding subunit E-like
Exons: 6
Coding region: 1-909 (302 amino acids)
Molecular function (GO): nucleic acid binding
Source: RefSeq, a predicted model, not a curated record
AUGCUGCAUGAUAGUGGUUCUGAAUCGGAUAGCGACGUUUCUGGUAAAGAAGUGAGCACAGAGGUUAAUGAAGAGCCUGUGUCUGGUCAAUCUGUCGUCAAAGAGGUUUUUAUUGAUGUGAAUAAACUUUCUCCUGAUCUUCGUAGAUGGAAAAUACGAGGCAGAGUUUCUCGUAUUUCCCGUUUGUUUUCCUUUAAAGGAGAUCGUAAUAUGUUUUAUUUUGGUCUUCUGGAUUCAUCUGGUCUAUUGAAAGUUAAGGCAUUUUAUGAAGAUGCUGAGAAGUAUUAUGGGAUUGUUGAAGAAGGGAAAUUUUUUUCUAUUGAGUAUGCUCGUGUUUCUGUUGCCAAGAAUCCAAAUAAUAUUUUUCCUCUAAAAUUUGAAGUUAUUUUGGCAAAGGAGAGUGAGGUUGAGCAUUUGGAACAAGAUGAUACUUUCCCAAGGUUGAAAGUUGUGAAAUACGAUUUGAAGAAAGUUCGCGAUCUUCCUCAUGGCACUUUCUUUGAUAUUGAAGUCAUUGUUUAUAAAGCUGGUUGCGUUGUGGACGUUCGAAAAGGUGAAUUACGUAAACUUGAACUCGAAGUUUUUGACGCUUCGAUGAAGCCUGGUGAAACGGUGAAAGUGACUCUGUGGAACGAUGAUAUUGAGCUCGUUAGUCUUUUGGAUUUGCGAAAAUUUUAUUACAAACUUUCGAUUCAGGAUGCUACUUGUAAUGAAUACUUGCAGCGGGAAUAUAUUCAGACGUCGAAGGCUUCCGUCUUUAAAAUUGCGAAAGUUGAGUGUGAUUCUACUGAAUCUAGAGUUGUUUCUCUUUGGAAGGCGAAGAAAUUCAAAGAUGUAGGUGAAACUAAAAGGAAAAGUGAUCACGUUCCCGUUGUCACUGAAGAUGAGAAGAUUCAGAAACUUGUUUAA